AUGUCUUCCAACAAGGGAUACAACAUCACCAGCUCUGGCAUGAACAGCCAGGGUAAUCACUAUUGCUCCCGCGACUACGGCUCCAGCGUCUCGAAUUCGAACAACUACCACUAUUCGAACUCAAACGGCUCUUAUUACUACUCUAACCCCAAUGGGAGCACGUACUACAACAAUGGACAGGGGGGCUCGACCUAUACUACUCCCUCGGGCUCUGGGAAGAAAUAA
Penicillium canescens is the source of this 225-nucleotide messenger RNA. RefSeq lists its product as uncharacterized. NCBI's taxonomy places the organism in Eukaryota, Fungi, Ascomycota, Eurotiomycetes, Eurotiales, Aspergillaceae. The record is from RefSeq and is a predicted model, not a curated record. The coding region runs from base 1 to 225 and encodes 74 amino acids. The transcript has 3 exons.